Messenger RNA from Bipolaris sorokiniana ND90Pr, 1367 nucleotides. RefSeq lists its product as uncharacterized. The transcript is spliced from 2 exons. Bases 409 to 981 code for a protein of 190 amino acids. Gene Ontology annotation, molecular function: protein binding. The record is from RefSeq and is a predicted model, not a curated record. NCBI's taxonomy places the organism in Eukaryota, Fungi, Ascomycota, Dothideomycetes, Pleosporales, Pleosporaceae.
AGACAGGCAAGUCGGAACACGGAACUUAAGCCGCGGGUGAAGGCUCCACCCUUGGUGCGCUCCGGCGCGCUCGCGGGUGCGCGGCUUCAUGGUUCCGUGUUGCUGGGACAGUCCUCCGCUACACAAGAAGUGCAAAUUCAAAUAUGCUCUUAGCUUUCCUAAUCCUGUACCAUAUCUCGGACUAUCCAUCUUUUCCGCGCAUCGGCUGAAAAUCGUAAAGUCCAUUACGUAGAAAGGAGGUACGGUGCCUUGCCUCAGAAUUGCUCCUGUUCACGUGGAUCGGACAUCGGGUAACAAGGGAGCCGACCCAAGCGUCGACAACACCGCCACAGUCUACAAACUCUAGCAAAAAUACACUUCUACGACCGUAGCUUAUUCCGCAGGAUCCCGGGUGUUGGUGUACAUACUAUGCUCACAGCACCCAUCCUUCGCCUGCCAGUAGAGCUUCAUUCGGAAAUCAUCAAACUCCUUGACAUCCGCGAUAGAGUCAACCUGGCUUCCACAUCCCGCUACUUCAGAUUCCUUAUUCCUGCGCCAACCCACAGCGAGCUUCUGGUCGCUGAGGACAGCGCAUGGGCAAAGUCGAGUCAGCUAUAUGCUUGUAAGGGUUGCCUGAAUUUCUGGAGCUGGGCUAGCUUUGAGGACAGUAUGAGGAAGGGGAAAUGGUGUCGCAGUGGGACGCUGGCGAGUUCAAGACUAUGUCUGAAAUGUGGGGUAAACAGUGCGCUGUAUACUCCGGGUGUGCAUCUCAGAGUUUGUAAUAGGGUACACGUACUCUGCGCUCAGUGUCGGCGACUAACUGAUCAGAUCGGUCGCCAUGGCAUGUGUACUGCAUGCUCUCCUGAUAUGCCGCGAGAUCACCAGUCUCAGUAUUUCGACGAUGAGGACGACUGGACCUACAUGAAAGACCGUAUGUCCGACUGCAAUCACAUGCAAGAAUUCAGUGACUGGCCUGAAGAAGAGCAUUUAUCCAGGUACUGAACUGUCCAAAGCCAGUUGUAUUGUUCAAUCUGCAUUGUCACAGAGGUGGUUAGAAACAACUACACUCUAUGCAGCAACUCAGAAUGAUGCCCAUUUCUCGUCGUCUUCGAACAUAAAUCCAUGGCACAGUACCGCCGUUUGAGCAUCGAAACUGUUGUACUAGUAGCGCUUCUUUUCAUUCGUACUUGUCACGGCCUUUCUUCACGCAUCGUUCGUCAAUCGCUUCGUCACUUUACACGUCAUGCGUAUCAUCAGAAUUCACAAUCGGUCGGUGGUUGUAAGCAAGAUGUGUAUAGGGCUUAAUUCCAGACAUUUAUAUUUCACAGAUAUUUGGCGAGAAAGUUUUGGAAAUCAGCUAUAUUUCAAAAAGAGUAUCCUAACUACAC